This is a messenger RNA of Pelecanus crispus (Dalmatian pelican), 689 nucleotides long. Lineage: Eukaryota; Metazoa; Chordata; Aves; Pelecaniformes; Pelecanidae. The record is from RefSeq and is a predicted model, not a curated record.
AUGCGUAUCGGUCACUUAAAGGACCCAGCUAGGCCCUACAACAUUGCCGUAAGCGGGCCUAAAAAUUUACUUCUGCCAGAUAAAACAGCCCACAGCAGUCAUCCUCUUAGGAUGCGUACCACCAAAGGAGAUGUAAUUUGCUACUAUGGAAACAAAGGAGAACCAGAACCUGUUUUCCUAAAUCCUGGAAUAUAUGGAUUGAGUAAUUCUUUGUUGGAUACACCAUGGAAGAAACUUCAGUAUGGGAAGCAGCUGUUCACAGAAGUGGUCAAGAGAAGUCAAGAACUUACCAAAGAAGACUUGGUGCAGGAGCUUCUUACAGUGAUGAAUAAUCAAGACCCUCAAUUACCAGACCCUGCGAUUGAAGACCAAGGGAAGGAUUAUAUACGUCCUAUAUUGAACAAGUACGCAGCUGUAUGUGUUCGUUGCCCAGGUUAUGGAACAAGGACUAACACAGUCGUUCUCAUUGAUUCGGAAGGACGGGUUACAUUCACAGAGCGCAACAUGAUCAAUGCAGAUGUCAACCAGUGGAAAACAAGCACCUAUGAAUUCAAACUGCACACUUAACAACUUUCCAUUUGAAUGGUUUGUAAGAAAAGCAAUGAGAGAACAAGCCAUUAAGCUCUAGUAAAUGUUUUGUGUCAGCCUCCACAAGCUAAAAAUGGCAAGGAAAGCAAAAGUUUAUUUAA